CCACAAUGAUACAAGGCAUGGAUACGGUGUCUAUGUGAAGAUUUAGUUCUACAUGAGCUUCAAUUAAGUAUACGGAAUAUGCAGUUCUGUAAGGCUGUAACUAAAUAUGCUCUUCUAAGUUCAGCCAUAAAGUAAAUAAACUACGAGUUCACUAAAAACUCAGAUAUAAAAAUAAACAAAACAAGCCGGCUUACAGAUGCAAUAAGCGGACAUUGCGCGCUCCGCUGCACAGUUGCAGACACCUCGCCGCAACCCUAGCGCCUAUAAAACCUUGUCACAGUGAUAUUGUCACGAUACUUUCUUACCGGCGCCAGUGAGACACACCGAGCAUCGACGCACCCGCCAGUCACAGCCGCUUUGGGUUUACACCCAAUCUCAAACAUGACUAAGCUCAGCUAUCUGUUAUUGGUCUGGGCAAUAUGCGAGUGUGUGCUCAGUGAAGAUGACAAAAACUCCUUCGUCGACACUUACGAAUUCUCGCCAGUAUUUGGAUCCGGGCCGCUCUCGCUAGCCUCUAGUCCAGUGUCGUCUCAGAUCCUGCAGCUAGACACGAGCCAGUACCCGCAGCACUUCGACACGGUCGUCAGCAGCUCCAUCGACUCCAUACAGAAGCGCGCCGCGCCCAGGGACCGCUCCUUCUCUCCUGAACGAUUCGGGUUCAACCCCAUCGCCAGCCAGGCGUUUCUGUCCACCGUAAAGCCCAAGUCUCCGCCACCGCGGCCCCAGCAAUAUCGCGAGCCCGCGCCGCUGCAGUACAUCCGCGUGCCGUUACAGUACGACAUCAAAACCGAACACGACCCCGUCUACAAAAUCUACAAGACCGAGGAGAAUGGCCAGCAAGAGAUCCUGUCCAGUCUGAAGCAGAACCCGGCCGUGUCGUCCUACUUCAAGCCGGGAGCGAUCAACGCGGAGGUCUCCCACCCCGCGACCUACCGGCGCGACGCGGACGACAACUCAGAGAGCGUCGAGAACUACAGGCCCAAUGCUUACGUUGCAGGAGCGGGGCGCAUCCGCCGCUACUCGGACGGCAGAAAGAGACAGCACCGGCGCGAGAGCAGCGAUGAAGAAGACUCGGCGGAGGAUACCGACCAUUAUAGGGCAGAGUACGUCGCCAAGCCCAAGGCCUUCGACAGCGAGCUCUACAGCGGGGACUACAAGGAAGACAAAGAGAAGGAAGAUGAUAACCCCUACGACUACGACUCGGGCUACGACCACAAGGAGUACGAGCGGAUCAAGGACCUGUCGGAGAAGCAGGCGGCAGAGAUCAAGCAGAACAAGGGCAACUGCGUAGACGUGGUGAAGGACGGCAUGCGUUGCACCACGUGCAAAGAUAAAAAGACUGGCGGCAACUUCGAGUCCUGCUCGUACGUCGCCGAGCCCAAGAAUAACAAGUAUGCGUACUCGAAGGAGCGGAAAUUCGACAGCAACGAUGAGCCUGAGGGCGAGCCCGCGGCGGAGGAGGAGCCGCGCGGGGAGGGGCGCCGGGACAGCACCGCGCCGCAGAAGUUCGCCAAGCUGUCCUCAGCCCCUGAACAAGACUCUCCUGACUCCACAGAGAAAUACCAACGGUACUACUCCGACUCCCCGCAACAAGACAGCGAGCGCGCGCAGGCCCGCGACGACGACGCAUCGGAAGAAAAAACCUCCGACGAAAGCCUAACAAAACCUUACAACUACAAGCAAGCGCUCCCCGGCUUCUACUCCGACAACGAGCCCAAAAAAGACGUCGAACACGUUCUCGCAGAAUUCAAGAAGAAGGACCGAUCGUCCUGCAAGAAAGUGCAGAAGAACGGCAUGACGUGCUUCCAGUGCAUCGACAAGUCGGGGCAGAAGAACGAGGAGUGCAUGUACGUGUCGGAGUCCGCGCCACAGAGGAGCCAUCUCGCCUACCAGGAGCUCAAGGAGUUCACCUCCCGACCCGCCACGCUCAGCGGAAACGACGAGGCUGAGAGCAGGAUUGUCACGACUAAUGCACCGCUGCCGUUGAAAUCGGCGGCGUAUGUGGCGGCGAAUGACAGUUAUGGACGGAAGUUGAAGAGGAAGAAGGCAGUGGCGGUGACGGCCGCGCCGGCGCCCGCGUCGCCGCUGCGUGUGAGGAAGGCUCGCAGUGUGGAGGAUGAAGAAGCGGAGGCGCGCGCGGCUAUUAUAGAUGAGGCGCCCAUCGCGCCGCCCGAGGAGUUCGCGGGGGACUCGUCGAAGGCCGCGUUCUGGGCGGAGACGGCGCCGCGUCAUAGUGGUGCGCUGGGGGUCACCCUGCCGCGGUACAUGCUCGCGCGCUCCGAGCAUGAAGCCGCGUUUGAUGAGACCGUCGCCGGCGCAUAGACACACACAAGGCUGAGAGAUGUUAUCGAAGUGUAGCAAAGUUUGAGUUACGAGAUGACCUAUAAAGAUGCAGGUGUCAGGUUUAAAUGUAGAUCGAUUAUUGGGAACGUUAGCCAACAUAAACAAUGUUAGUAGAGCGUAUCCGUGGUAACGCUGCAUUAUAAGAUAAUCGUGGACAAAAGGCGGCGCGACUGUUGCGUAAUUAGAUGUCACACUUGAGCGAGCUGCAAAUCAGCCAUAAAAUAUUUCAAAACAAACCAUGGAAAGCUGCCUAAAUGGUUAUUUGUAAAUCACCAAAGUUGUAAUCUCGUUAUUUAGGUAAUGUGCUGCGUUGGGCAUAUUUAUUGUGUACUCUAUAGCUAUUGUAGCACCCGCUAUAAGAAUGUACGAGUUUAAUUUGUUAACUAGUUUUAGAAGAAAUAAAAAGGUAAAUAUUUAUCUGA
This is a messenger RNA of Plutella xylostella (diamondback moth), 2765 nucleotides long. RefSeq lists its product as uncharacterized. The record is from RefSeq and is a predicted model, not a curated record. NCBI's taxonomy places the organism in Eukaryota, Metazoa, Arthropoda, Insecta, Lepidoptera, Plutellidae.